Messenger RNA from Hypoxylon trugodes, 2873 nucleotides. Its product is annotated as Mif2/CENP-C like-domain-containing protein. Gene Ontology annotation, biological process: spindle attachment to meiosis I kinetochore; attachment of mitotic spindle microtubules to kinetochore; kinetochore assembly. Bases 369 to 2390 code for a protein of 673 amino acids. The transcript has 4 exons. NCBI's taxonomy places the organism in Eukaryota, Fungi, Ascomycota, Sordariomycetes, Xylariales, Hypoxylaceae. Gene Ontology annotation, cellular component: kinetochore. The record is from RefSeq and is a predicted model, not a curated record. Gene Ontology annotation, molecular function: centromeric DNA binding.
GCCUAGGUAAGUUUGUAUAGUUAGACGCGUGCUGCUAAGUCAAGCGCGUUUCAGCCAAUUAAAAUGGCGGUAUAGCAGAUAUGCCCCAUAAUAUUUCGUUCGAACGUGCAGAAAAUCAAUUGGUAACAACACCUAGACCAGGGAAAGUACACACCUGAUUCGAGAAAGUAAACAUCACCAUUUCUUUUCCCCGCCCAAGUUAAAUCCUAUUCUUUUUACAACUUCCACGCGUUUUUCAAUUUUCUAAAUGCGACCUUCGUCGUCGUCAAUGAUUUCUACUCAAUUUCGCAUGGAUAUUUAAGAAAUUGGUCGAUUGCAUUCCCAGAGAUCGCGCUGCUACUACCGACACCGAUACCGAAUAGGCCAAUAUGCCGCCUAAACAAUCGUCGCAAAGGCGCAUGACCCAGUCGCAGUCGCAAAAUGAACAAGUUUAUGAUCUAGGUGUACACGGAAGAAAAACCGGUCUCACCUUACCAGAGCGCCAGCGUGACGAACACGGUUUCGAGGACCACAGUGGUCUAUUCUCUUCCCCCGAAAAAGAUGUAAAUAAUCCCACUGCCAAUGGGACGAAUGGUGUCAAUGGACGACAUCAUGAAGAUUCGGAUGGGGAGCAAGAUAUGGAGAUCGAUGAUGAGUCUCAAAUAGGACCAGCUACUGCUAUGAAACAGCAGCGCCAAACUCAUCGACCUUCAUUACCGCGCGCACGAUCUCCCAUAAAAACACAUCUUCAAUCUCCAGCACGCCAAAAUCCGUACCUCGGUCCCACGUCUUCACCUGCCCGUGGAUCUAUUGUCACCGCACGCGAACGCGAAGCCCCAAAGACGGUGAACCGUAGACUUGAUUUCUCCCAAGGCUCCCAAAGUAGAGGGAAGCCUCAGGCCAACGGGGUUUCGAAAGUUAAUGGUACCAAAGGUCGAAAUGGGAAGCUCACUAACGGUCGUGCCCGUUCGAGCGAAUCUGAUGACGAGGAGGCUAUUAUGCGAGGCAUGCGAAACCGACGCCAGGAAGAGCCAGAAGAGGAAGAUGAAGAAGACCCGGAAGAAGCAGCCGAAGGCGAAGAGGAAUCAAUGCAGAUCAUCGAUGCCGGUAACGACGACUUCGAUGAUGUACCCGGCCGAGACGAGUCCCCCGUAGCGCCCGAGCCGGAGCCGGAGGAAGAAGAGGAAGAGCAAAUCCAACAGGCAAAAUCUUCUCAGCAGCCUAAGAAGCGCAGAGGUCGCAAGCCAAAGUCACCCGUCGCACAGGAAGAGGAAGAACCUUCGAUAGUAGAGCCUUCGCCUGCACAAGCUAAAGCCGGAGGCGACCCUUCCAAAAAGAAGCAACGAGGACGACCUGGGAAGGCUGCUCAACCGGCGGAAGAGCCCGAACCUCCGAAACCUUCCAAACGUAGGAGAUCUGGAAGGAAUUCUGGAAGUAGCGCGAAUGAGGGACAAGAAGAACAAGAGGAAGAAGACAAUGUGGCGAAUGAAAAGGAAACAAAGCGUCAACGAACCGAGAAAAAGGGGACUAAGGCAUCGUCGAAACCAAUAAUGGAAACAAAGGAAAAGACGAAGCCCGGUCGCAAGAGAAAAUCCUCUGGAGUCGGCGUCGACGAACCUAUUGUUCAACGUGGUCCUCCUCUUCCUAAAGGUCGUGGAUUGGUUGCUUUACGAAGAGAAGAAGACGACGAUAUCAUGCGAGUCACACGAUCAGGCCGGCAUUCUUACAAACCCUUGGAGUUCUGGAAGGGCGAACACGUUAUAUACGAUGAAGCGAGACAGGAGAUUUUCGAUGACAAAGACCGGCGGUUCAUGAUGCCGGCCGUGAAGGGUGUCAUGCGCGUCGCGGACGAUUACAGACUACCGAAACGCCGUCGCGGGCGUCCUGCGAAAAAAUCUAGUAGAGGUUCAUAUCCAUCAGUCGUUUACGAGAGAGAGAGAGAAACGAUAGAGCGGGACCCAUGGGAAUCCGACCCUGGCCGAAUUGCGGGCGAAUGUCUCUACUGGCGAGGAGAACAGCCACAGGAAGGGGAUGAGCUCGAGAUUGUAGAAGAGGAAUUAGCGAUCUCCGAAGCUGCGAUCCAACUUAAGGAUAUUAAAGAUGCGACGUUCAAAUUUGCGAAAACGUUGACGAUGCCGUUCUUCGGAUCGGGGAUCGUCGAUAUGCCGCCUGGCUCCGAGAAGCGCACUAAAAACUCGAGGAAGAUGCAGAUGGUCUUUUUCGUGCAUACGGGAAGUGUGGAUGUUGUGGUAGCACAAACGGAGUUUAGGAUCGGCAAGGGGGGUAUGUGGUUUGUUCCGAGAGGAAAUCACUAUAGUAUAACAAAUAAUACCGACAAUCCCGCACGCAUUUUCUUCGCGCAGGGCUGCGAGAUGGCAGCGCCGGUUGACGAUGAAGGACCGCAGGAAUAGGCUUAUGGCUACCUAUCGUCUUAGUACAACACAUAUUUCCUUUCUCUCGCUCUACGUCGUUACGAAAUGCAAGAGGGGAAUUAUUAAAUAGAGCUGGACAGCAUUUUUCUUUUUUUGUUUCAGUUUAUUUGCUUUUGAAAUCCAAUCGGACCUGGCACGGUGCACGGCUUGAAAUAUUCUUCGCUGUAGGACUGGCUGGACUUGUUAUGUGUCUCGGAUAAGGGGCGGCAUUGCAUCAUUCAUAUCCAUAUUCGUCUUCACCCACCUAUACAUACCGCUACUUCGAUUCCCGUGCUUCCACCCCCUCUUCGUGGUGUCUUCGCGGAGUUUCAUGGGGUCCGGUUUCAUUUUACGUGUACCUAUUCGUUAUGCUGGAAGGGGAAUUUCCCGCGUCUCGCUUGAUGGGUGGGCGGGCUGGUGGAUGAUGGUUUAGAGAUAAUUGGCCGUUCGUGCUUGUGAUACCAAAUUAAAAGUCAUUUUCAU